Oncorhynchus nerka (sockeye salmon) is the source of this 4969-nucleotide messenger RNA. RefSeq names its product leucine-rich repeat transmembrane neuronal protein 4-like. NCBI's taxonomy places the organism in Eukaryota, Metazoa, Chordata, Actinopteri, Salmoniformes, Salmonidae. The coding region runs from base 1788 to 3455 and encodes 555 amino acids. Gene Ontology annotation, cellular component: extracellular matrix. Gene Ontology annotation, molecular function: protein binding. The transcript is spliced from 11 exons. The record is from RefSeq and is a predicted model, not a curated record.
CGCAUCAAAAAGCGACCAACGUCGUUUUAAAGCGUCUGUCAACAGGAAAAUACAUGUGUGUAAAUGCAGAGAGAACUGUGGCUAAUAUCUUUGAUACAUUGGAGAUAAGGAAGGUGAUGGCUCUAGCAACGAGUCUCGAUCCAAAGUAUUGUUGGCUAAGAUUCAGAGGAAGGCCAAAGUCGAGGAGCAACAGAACUUGGCAUGUCAAGGGGAACACAAUUCAAAAACAAUAGUUCAGAAUGACAGGGACACCUCUGCGAAGAAGAAAAUAAAAAACAAGGGAGACAACCUUGAGGAGACAAAACACUCAAAGAAGAGGAAAGAGCAAGUAAACCAACAUGUCUCCACCUGACCCUGAAGAACUUUCCAAGGGUGAUAAUGCAUGCAAAGAAGAAAAAUGCUACAAAAAAAUAUACAACUAACAGAAGACAAAGAUGGGAUGAUUUUGAGAAAAAGAUUAUUCAAAAGGUACAAAGAGUCCCGCCCCAGUGGCUUACUGAGCCAGUUGUGAUCCAGAGAGAUAUUACAAGCAACCUAGUCCCCAUCAGUGAUGUCCCAGGAAUUUGUACUAGACUGCAACGCAAAUUGGAGGGCAAUGGAAUUCAGCACCUCUUUCCAGGUUAGCAGGCAUGAAGGAGUAGAAGUUCAAAUCUGUUUUGCUGUCAUAAUAUGGGGGGGGGGGGGGGGGAGUACUCAAAUUCUAUUGUGUCCACUGUGCAGUACAUGUAGAGGUCAUCCCAGUCAUUUUAGAGAAUGUCUCAUGGUCUGUUGAUUGGAAGAGGGGCUACAAACCCAGAAACAUUUGUGUGUCAGCACCAACGGGGAGUGGCAAGACUGGCAUUCGUUAUACCUGUUAUUCAGGCACUGAUGGAGCGAGGUUUAUGUGACAUCCGGGUUUUGACAGUGUUGCCCACCAAAGAGCUUGCACAGCAGGUUUGCAAAGUAUUCAGUUCAUAUGCGGAGGGCACCAGCUUGAAAGUGGUUAUAAUCGCUGGUCAAACGUUUUUUGCCACAGAGCAGGCAUCGCUCUCUGAAACCCAGUCAAGACACAUCAAGGUCUUUCUUCCUUGAGGUGGAACAAGCCACAGUUUGGCAGACAUUGUUGUCACAACCCCUGGGAGACUGGUUGAUCACAUCAAUAAAAUUGAUGGUUUCAGUUUGGAACACCUCCGCUUCCUUGUGGGUCACUAAUACAAAUCAUUGAUGAGGCAGACCGGAUGAUUGACAGCAUGCACAAGUCUUGGCUCAGUCAGGUGACCAAGGCAGUUUACAGAUCCAAGAGGGGUUCUGAAGCAGUCUAGAUCUUCAAGAGGACAGAGCCUGCACUUAUCACUGCAGCGAGCUUGUCAACACCUCGGAUGCCUCUAACGGAAGCUCCUAUUCUCAGCCACACUGACUCAGAAUCCAGAGAAGUUGCAGCAACUAGGCCUGCAUCAGCCCAGACUCUUCAGCUCGGUCCAUAGUCAGUCAACGACCCCACCCUAAGUCUCAAGAGAGGUUCAACUUCCCCCAGGGCCUGACAGUUCUUUACCAAAAUAUUAUUGCAAUAGAUUUUUUAUUUCUCCUAUAUCCCAGAGCAAUGUGUCACUGUGGUCUCUUUUUUUGGAGAGUACUAUGUGCCCUGCACUCUGAGUAAGAAGCCCCUCCUCAUCCUCAAUUUCAUACUGUGCCUGAAGUUUAGUCCCAUUCUGUGCUUCACCAAUUCCAGAGAAUCCGCUCAGAGACUGUGUCUGCUAGUGCAGCUUUUUAGUGGAGUGCAGGCAGCUGAGUUCUCCUCACGACUCCCAAUGACAGGAGGAGAACCCUUAAGGAGUUUGAACAGGGAAAGAUCCAACUGUUCCCGAGUUUGGGACAGGAGGCUGUCAUGUCUUUUUCUCCUGACGUCUUUUCUUCUGCUGCUCAGCAAGGGGGAGAGAAUGUGCCCAGCAAGUUGUCGCUGCGAAGGAAAGAUUGUUUAUUGCGAGUCUGGCAUUUUUCAAGACAUUCCAGAAAACAUCUCUACUGGAUGCCAGGGUCUGUCCCUGCGCUUCAACCGCUUAGCGACUCUGCUGCCUUACCAAUUCGCUCAUCUCAACCAGCUCAUCUGGCUCUACCUGGACCACAAUUCCAUCACCGCUAUAGAUAGCUUAGCCUUUCAGGGCGUGCGUAGGCUCAAAGAACUGAUUCUUAGCUCCAACAAGAUCACACUUUUACACAAUAAGGCUUUCAAUGCUGUACCAAACCUGCGCAAUCUUGAUUUUUCCUACAACCAGCUACACUCUUUGCAACCAGGUCAUUUCUAUGGUCUGCGUAAGCUCCAAAACCUUCACCUACGGUCCAAUGGUCUCAGCAGUAUACCUGUACGGACUUUUCUGGAGUGUCGCAGCCUGGAGUUCCUGGACCUGGGUUACAAUCACCUACGCACCCUAUUCCGCACCACCUUCUUGGGGCUGUUCAAGUUGAAAGAGCUUCAUCUGGAGCAUAAUCAAUUUUCAAGGAUUAAUUUGUUUCUUUUCCCACGCCUUAGCAAUCUACAGGUCCUCUACUUGCAAUGGAACCGGAUACGAGCCGUCAAUCAGGGCCUGCCAUGGAUCUGGCAUACACUGCAGAAAUUAGACCUCUCAGGAAAUGACAUCCAGAUCCUGGACCCAGCUGUUUUCCAGUGUAUGCCAAACUUACAAAUACUCCAUCUUGAAUCCAACAAGCUGAGCAACAUGUCUCAGGAUGUGGUUUCAGCCUGGGUCUCCCUCACCACCAUCAGCCUGGUGGGUAAUGCCUGGGACUGCAGCCCUACCAUCUGCCCCCUGGUGACCUGGCUGAAGAACUUCAGAGGCUCAAAGGACAUCAAAAUUAUAUGCAGCAGCCCCAAGUCAGUUCAGGGAGACAGAGUAAUGGACAUAGUGAGGAACUACACAGUCUGUGUGAACAUAUCAGUUGAAGAGCAAACCACAGCUAUGAUCAUGAGGCAAACCACAGCCUCAGUUGUGGACAUCAAAAAGCCUACCACACCUCCUCCUUCCACGACCACAACAACCCAAGGUAUAUCUGCAUCAACAGUACAAAGACUCACUCCACAACCUGUCUCUCCCAUUGUGACAGAAAAAGACACAAGGGAGUCCAUACUCAUGACCUCAAUCUCUCCAGAAUCCUCAUCAUUUUUCCCAGAACUAGAGUUUGAGCAUAUGGCCUUCCAUAAAAUCAUUGCAGGCAGUGUAGCCCUAUUUCUCUCUGUGUCAUUGAUCCUGCUGGUAAUUUAUGUCUCAUGGAAGCGCUACCCCAAUAGCAUGAGGCAGCUGCAGCAGCACUCAGUCAACCGCAAGCACAGAAAAAAGGCCCGGAAGCAGAAGCUUAACCUUAACUCUCAAUUACAAGAGUAUUAUUUGACUUAUACAAACUCUCAGACCAUGGAUGCAUUGGUAAAUGAGACAAGGGCCUACACCUGCACAAUCUCAGGAUCCAGAGAAUGUGAGGUAUGAUCCGCCAACUCCAUCCUAAAAACACACUCUCCAGCUGCUUGGGAGUCAGGUAAAUGUUUUCCACAGGGAUGCACUGUAAACCUCUCUGAGCGAAUGGAGACUGAGUUAAAUAUCCAUCCUCUGUUUGACUCUGUUCUUACUGUUGUUUUAAAUUAACGUUAUCAAUCCUAUAAACAUACUGUACAGCUGCUUGGGAGUCAGAGGUCAAUGUUUUCCACAGGGAUGCACUGUAAACCUCUCUGAGCGAAUGGAGACUGAGUUAAAUAUCCAUCCUCUGUUUGACUCUGUUCUUACUGUUGUUUUAAAUUAACGUUAUCACAUUAGAACAAAGUGAUUGAAUAUAUUAAUCCUGUUUGUGAGUAUAAACCUCAUUUAUAUCUACACAUUUGUUACGGUUAUCUGCUGUUGAUUACAAAUGACCCUGCUUUUCACUUUUGUUAUCCUUGGAUGAUAUUGAGAUCUUAUUGUACUUGUAUAAAUGCAACUCAUACAUGUUAUGUGUAGUUUUUUUAUAUUUAGCUUUUGUUCAUUUUAUGAAAUGAUAUGAUCACCGUGUAAUUUAAUUGUCAUUAAACUUGUGAAUGGUAGUUACUAAAUAAUGGGUGUCAGAAACAUAAUUGCAAGAUUAUGUUCCUGUUUUUGAUCUUCAUACUAUACCAAUGUAGCAAAAAGUCCAACAGCAUUAGUAGACUUUCUUUUGGGGCACUUCACCAUGACGUGUAACAAGACAGCUUUCCAUUUUAUGACAAAAUUACAUUUCUAUGAAAAUUGCAAUAAAUCAAUAAAAAAUCUACAUGAUUAUCCUGUCUGAUCCAACACCUGGGACAAAUGUUUCAUGGCUGUGUGGGGUAUAACACCCCACUAAGGCUAUGAAAAAUGCAGCCAUGGUGAUUUUGAUCACAUAGCAUUUAGGCUUCACAGGGCAGAUUUCUAUCUAGGCUCUACUAUGGAAACAUACAUUACCAUUUAGAUUUGAUUUACACUUCACAUGACAGAUGUUUGCCCUCCUUUUGGUUGUUUAUUGUUUCCAGAGCACUAUAGCAUAGUCUACUGUAUAUGGCUCUGAAUCUUACUCUGUCUAAAUAUCUGCUUCAUUUUAAGAGGCUUUCCUUCCUGGUUUUUAAAAGUAUGGGUUCCUUUGUUUGCUUCAUGAUGCAGAAUCCCUUAAUCGCAUUCACUUGAUCACCAUAUGCUUUUAACAGGUCUUAUGUUUAAGGGAAUAUUUAAGUACCUCAACAUUAUUUCUUUCCAAACAGAUACAAUGACAUAUCAUACAAAGAAGUGAUGUUUGACUAAUAUAAUCCUUAUAAGGAAGACGCGUACUUCCAUGAGGCAGCUUGAUAUGGUCUAAAAAUGGCACAGCACUCUUUCAAAGUAGUACAGGCCAAAUCAAGGCUAGCUAUGGAAGUAGUUUCAUCAAUUGACUGGCUCAUUAUGAUUUUUGCCAAUGCACUCAAUUGAUGUUGUACAGGAAAUGGCUGUUUAUUAAUAGCAUGUUUUUGAAUCAGCUGAAU